This is a messenger RNA of Notodromas monacha, 5316 nucleotides long. The record is from the annotation of a GenBank genome assembly. NCBI's taxonomy places the organism in Eukaryota, Metazoa, Arthropoda, Ostracoda, Podocopida, Cyprididae.
CAUGGAUAUAUUCUAGAAUAUCAAUAAUUCUAAAAAACGUCACUCUCAGAAUAAUUCGUACUGUACAUGAUAUUUCCACGAUGAAUCCACACUUCCGAUUUCUCGUACUUCGCUCUGCAUUUUUUCGCAUUUCUUCUCAUUGCGGGUUGGUACUUUUUGCGAAAUACCCAAUUCCUGGGAAGGUUGAACCAAGGACGUUUGCAUUCGGAACAUUUUCCAGAAAUCUUACAGUGCUUGAUAAGAAGACGUCUUCUCCAGCACGACUUUUACGAAAAAAGUAUAGGGGCAUAUGAACUUCUGAGUGAUCCAUGACGAUGGUUAUUUUGUGAAUGACUGUCAAGGCGUGGAGGAAGGGGAAGCUGUGACUUUUUCUUUGAGAAUUUAGAUCUGUGAAUCAUGACGAAAGGCAAAAAAUCGGGAAGGGAUUUGAAUGCUUUGAAGCAGGAGUUGGAGAUCGACGUUCACAAAGUUACCCUUGAGGAGCUUUAUCGCCGUUUCCAAGUUGACCCCGAGCGUGCUUUCAGAAGUACCGUAGUUCCAUGUUCAACUUAUUAUGAUCCGCGUGGAAAGCAGACAUCCCUCACUCACAAAUCUUCGUUUUGCAAAUUCCUAAUGACGCAUUCCUGUUAUUUGCAGGGUCUGAGCGACAAAGAGGGCAAGUUACGACUUGAGCGAGACGGAUUCAACGCACUCACACCGCCCCCGACUGUGCCGGAAUGGGUCAAAUUCUGCAAGAAUCUCUUCGGCGGGUUCGCUCUUCUUCUGUGGAUAGGGGCCAUUCUGUGCUUCGUCGCCUACUCCAUCCAGGCGAGCACUUUCGAAGAGCCUCCUGAUGACAAUUUAUAUUUGGGUGUCGUGCUGGCUGCCGUCGUGAUCGUUACCGGUGUCUUUUCGUACUACCAAGAGGCUAAAAGCUCAAAAAUUAUGGAUUCCUUCAAGAACAUGGUUCCACAGUACGCCUUGGUACUGAGGGAUGGGCAGAAAAUAACAAUGAGGGCUGAGGAGCUGGUCAUGGGUGACGUUGUGGAAGUGAAGUUCGGGGAUCGGAUCCCAGCAGAUCUGCGGGUUAUCGAGUCCCGUGGAUUCAAAGUGGACAACUCCUCGCUGACGGGAGAAUCUGAACCACAAUCGCGGUCCCCGGAUUUCACCAACGAGAAUCCAUUGGAAACCCGCAAUCUGGCCUUCUUUUCCACGAACGCCGUCGAAGGAACUUGUAAGGGUUUGGUCGUCCAAACGGGUGACAACACUGUCAUGGGCCGAAUCGCUGGCCUUGCAUCGGGCCUGGAGACUGGAGAAACGCCAAUAGCAAAGGAAAUUGCACAUUUCAUUCACAUCAUCACAGGUGUCGCUGUAUUUCUAGGUGUUACGUUCUUCCUUAUCGCCUUCAUCUUGGGUUAUCAUUGGCUCGAUGCAGUAAUUUUCCUCAUCGGAAUUAUCGUUGCCAAUGUUCCUGAAGGAUUACUUGCCACCGUCACGGUCUGCUUGACAUUGACUGCGAAGAGGAUGGCUUCUAAGAACUGCCUAGUGAAGAACUUGGAAGCAGUGGAAACGCUGGGAUCUACUUCGACUAUUUGCUCGGACAAGACAGGAACCCUAACUCAGAACCGAAUGACUGUAGCACACAUGUGGUACGACGACCAGAUCAUCGCUGCCGACACAACGGAAGAUCAAUCCGGGCCCCAGUUCGACAAGGGCACCAUGGGCUGGCGGUGUUUGUCACGGGUGGCUGCUUUGUGCAAUCGAGCAGAAUUCAAAGCGAAUCAGGAGAGCCGACCAAUUAUGCAGCGUGAGGUGAACGGGGAUGCGUCGGAAGCGGCAUUGCUGAAAUGUGUGGAGUCAACAAUGGGAGACGUCGCUAAAUACCGACAGCGGCACAAGAAAGUCUGCGAAAUUCCGUUCAAUUCCACGAACAAAUAUCAAGUCAGCAUCCACGAGACAGAGGACGCUUCUGACAACUCCUACUUGCUUGCUAUGAAGGGAGCCCCGGAGCGGAUUUUAGAACGUUGCUCCACGAUUCUUAUCAACGGGAAAGACGUCGAUCUUGACGACACAUUGAAGGACUCUUUCCAAAAAGCCUACCUUGAUUUGGGCAGUUUGGGCGAGCGUGUACUUGGAUUCUGCGAUUACAAGUUGCCAGAGGACACGUAUCCCCCGAAUUAUCCAUUCGACGCCGAAAAUCAGAAUUUUCCGCUGGAAGGACUCCGUUUUGUGGGUCUCAUGUCAAUGAUCGAUCCGCCUCGACCAAAUGUACCCGAAGCUGUCAGCAAAUGUCGUUCCGCAGGCAUAAAGGUGAUCAUGGUUACAGGAGAUCAUCCCAUCACUGCUAAAGCCAUUGCAAAAUCCGUUGGCAUCAUUUCUGACGGGAGUGAAACGCGUGAGGACAUUUCCGAACGGAAAAAAAUCCCCUUGGAAGAAGUCAAUGUGGACGACGCGACAGCCUGCGUUGUGCAUGGUCAAGACCUCCGAGAUCUUUCAUCUGACGAGCUGGAUGACAUCUUGAGAAAUCACCCGGAAAUCGUUUUCGCGCGCACUUCUCCUCAGCAGAAGCUCAUUAUCGUCGAAGGGUGUCAACGUCUUGGUGCAAUAGUUGCCGUCACCGGUGACGGCGUCAACGACUCUCCGGCUUUGAAACGAGCCGACAUCGGGGUCGCAAUGGGCAUUGCCGGUUCGGACGUAUCGAAGCAGGCUGCUGACAUGAUCCUGCUUGACGACAAUUUCGCAUCCAUUGUCACGGGCGUGGAGGAGGGGCGAUUGAUUUUUGACAACUUGAAGAAAUCCAUCGCUUAUACACUCACCUCGAAUAUUCCAGAAAUUUCACCGUUCCUGCUUUUCAUCCUAGCUGAUGUACCGUUGCCCCUUGGCACUGUCACGAUCCUGUGCAUCGAUUUGGGAACUGACAUGGUGCCUGCAAUUUCCUUGGCUUAUGAGGAAGCGGAGUCAGACAUCAUGAAGAGACAACCGAGGAACCCAUUUACUGACAAGUUGGUCAACGAAAGGCUAAUUUCCAUGGCUUACGGUCAAAUUGGGAUGAUUCAGGCAGGAGCUGGAUUUUUCGUAUACUUCGUCAUCAUGGCGGAAAAUGGCUUUAGGCCGAUGACGUUGCUGGGAUUGCGCAAAGCCUGGGACUCGAAGGCCAUCAAUGACGUGAAAGAUUCCUAUGGUCAAGAAUGGACGUAUCAUGACCGGAAGGUGUUGGAAUUCACUUGCCACACAGCCUUCUUCGUGUCGAUCGUCGUCGUUCAAUGGGCGGAUUUGAUCAUUUGUAAAACCCGUCGAAAUUCUAUUCUUCAUCAGGGAAUGAAGAACUGGGUGCUGAACUUCGGACUGUGCUUUGAAACCCUUCUCGCAGCCUUUCUUUCAUACACUCCUGGAAUGGACAAAGGCUUGAGGAUGUACCCAUUGAAAUUCAAUUGGUGGAUUCCCGCGAUGCCCUUUUCCUUGAUGAUUUUCAUUUACGACGAAGUUAGACGCUACAUCAUUCGCAGAUGUCCAGGAGGCUGGGUAGAAAAUGAAACUUACUACUGAAUACUUGCCAAAUUUUCUGGCGAAAUCCCGAAUAUUCCGGAGAAAUCUGCACUGUAGUAGAGGACAAUUAUCCUGGAAAACUUGUGGGUGCUUUUACGGGGAGCUGAGGAAACAUUGACAGAGAUGAUUGAUUUUUGAAUUUGACGCUUAUGGUGUGAACACCUUGCAAUUGGCGCUAAUUCCCGAUUGAAGUUUUUGAGACAUAUCCAUACGUUCUCCGUUGUUCUUUGAUUGCUGUGUGUGGCUGUCAGUUUCGCCAAGCAAGAUAUCUGUCGUUCCGAGCUCCUAUGCAUUCGAUACGAUCGUCGCUAUUUCGUAACAUUGGACCAUUGUCGAUGGGCAGGGAAAAGGGAUUCGGCCGGCAUUGCAAUUUUAGCCCCGGGGAAAAAAGCGGCUAGGUUUAAAUUUUUGCUUCGAUAUGUCUGUGAAAGAUAGGGUUGACUGUGUAGCGGUCGUUUAGCGGGAGGGAUGUUUGGUUCACUCUUCGAUGAGUGAACUUUGCGCAGCUCAAUCCCUGGUACUUGCUAACUAAGAAUUUCUAGAGCAAGCCGGAUUAAAAAGGAUUGCCGUGGACCUCGUGUCGGGCAUUCUUCUUCGUCUGUGUAUCUUCGCUGUUUCUUCUAAUAUCUACUAUCCUCACUGCGAGAUGUAAUAUGAGGUUAUAGCGACUGUUGCUAUGGACGCAGAUGACGCGACGUUGUUCAAUGUGCUUGCUUCAAGUUAGUGGACUGGUGAGGUCAGUUGUAGGCGGAUUUUGAUGCUCUUAAGACCUGAAAAGCAUGUAUUUAUGAGUGAUCCACGCGCUAACAGACCCACAAGAAUGUCUGUAUUCGAGAAUGUCUAUAAUUAUGAAGAUAUUUGGGCAUUGGGAAGGAAGUUUUGGCAUCAUCUCAGAUACGAGUGUUCAGAUGAGCUCUAGGAAAGAAAUGGGGAAUUUGGUGGGUUCCCGAGACAACCACUGUUCGAGGCAAAUAUUUUACUUCGAUUCUGCUAAUCGAAGAGACAGAAGUGACAUGCAUUUUUUUCGGAUGCAAGAAGUGCUUCCUGCAUCUGAAUCAUUUUUAGACAUUUAUCGCUGCUGUCCAUAACAUGGCAUCAAUUUUCUCAAUUUUCCCAGAGGCCUUCCAUCAGUCCUAUUCCCAGAAAAGCCCUACGUUUUCCUUCUUUGUUCUCAGGCGCCGAAAACUUGCUGUUUUCCUCAACUUGCCAUGAUUUUCCCUCUUUUUCUGAAAUAUACUCGCUUUCUUUGACACAAAUUAUUAUUCAUUCUCAUGACUCCCAAAAACUUUCUGAGUAUUGGGGGUUGAAUAGCAUGUAAAUCAGCAUGUUGUCAUGCUUAGGAAUUGAGCAAAUAUGUUGGGAAAACUUUGCUGUUCAAGCUGUUUUGAUCUUUUCCGCUCUCUGUAUUUCCGAGGAUUGUGGUUACAAGUGGCUUGGACACUUGCUUGUGGAUGUAUGGAAAACUGAGUUCAUGUGAAAGUUACAUCUGCCAAUAGACGUCGUUUUAUUUUUUCCCCCACUGUUCGAAUCACUGGUUGUACAGCGGAGUGCAUUGAAUGUCGCAGAUUUUCUUGUCAGCUUCUUCCUUCCGCGUGCUUGAUUUCUAUGGAAUGCUCCGAAUAUUCUGGUCUGACAGUGUGGAUGAUUUCUCCAGAAGGCAUUUUUUCCUCCUUGCCUUCCCAUUCAUUCUGCGUCGCAUCUUUUUUCCAUACGCGUGGAGAACUGAAAAUGUCCCUUGACUCCAUUGGUUCUCUUUUGCCGGAAUCGCAACUAAAGCAUGAUUCUUCUCUA